This is a messenger RNA of Rhipicephalus sanguineus (brown dog tick), 1730 nucleotides long. It is a transcript of the gene ldbr, whose product is annotated as lariat debranching enzyme A. The transcript has 9 exons. Bases 77 to 1570 code for a protein of 497 amino acids. Gene Ontology annotation, molecular function: RNA lariat debranching enzyme activity. Gene Ontology annotation, cellular component: nucleus. Gene Ontology annotation, biological process: mRNA splicing, via spliceosome. The record is from RefSeq and is a predicted model, not a curated record. NCBI's taxonomy places the organism in Eukaryota, Metazoa, Arthropoda, Arachnida, Ixodida, Ixodidae.
GUUUGAGAAGUCGCGGUAGCUGUGCUAGCUGUGCUGUGCCGUGUUACCUGUUGCUAAGUGUUUUCGGCUAACAGUUAUGAAGAUUGCUGUUGAAGGUUGUGCGCACGGGGAACUUGACAAGAUUUAUGAAACUAUAAAAGCUCUAGAAAGCCAGUACCAGUUCACAGUAGACUUACUGAUCAUCUGUGGCGACUUUCAAGCAGUCCGAAAUGCUUCUGACAUGGACUGCAUGGCUGUUCCUAGAAAAUAUCAAGAGAUGAAAGAUUUCCACAAGUACUACUCGGGUGAGAAGAAAGCGCCACUUUUGACCAUCGUAAUCGGUGGAAACCAUGAAGCUUCCAACUAUCUGGCCGAACUGGCAUAUGGUGGUUGGCUUUGUGAAAACAUCUAUUAUAUGGGUUAUGCGAGUGUCGUCAGUGUUAAUGGCAUAAGGAUAGCUGGCAUCUCAGGAAUAUACAAGGGCAACGACUACCUGAAAGGUCACUUUGAGGUCCCACCCUACAAUGAUUCCACGAAACGAAGUGCCUACCAUUUGCGAAACCUCGAGAUCUUCAGAUUGAAACAGCUGGCAGAGCCCAUUGACAUAAUAGUCUCACAUGACUGGCCACGUGGAAUUUACAACUAUGGGAACAAGGCAAAGUUGUUGCAGCAAAAGAAGUUCUUUGCUGCAGAAGUUGAGACCAACACCUUAGGCUGUCGCCCAACUGAGAGCUUGUUACAAGAACUGAAGCCAAAAUACUGGUUUGCUGCACAUCUUCAUUGCAAGUUUGCCGCAGUAGUCACUCAUGAGGAUGGAACAUGUACAAAGUUCUUGGCAUUGGACAAAUGUUUACCCAAGCGAGACUUUCUCCAAACUUUAGACAUACCAACAGAAACUGACGAGCCUCCAAGGCUUAGCUAUGAUUUAGAGUGGCUGUGUGUGCUACAGUUAACUGACCAUUUACUUAGAAUUGAUUCCAAGAAUCACUACAUGCCUGGACCAGGUUGUAGUCAACGGUGGCAGUUCACACCUACAAAAGAAGAGAAAGAAAAGCUUGCAGCAACCUGUGGCAGUGACUUGCAGGUUCCUCUAAAUUUUCAGCAUACUGCUCCUGUAUAUAUGCCAGGAUCUGAACGUAGCCCUGGCCGAGUGAAGCCCCAUGUCAACCCUCAGACUGAGAGUUUCUGCAAGCGAUUUGGACUUCGAGAUCCAUUAGCUGAAGCUCUUGAUCCUCGCCAGCAGUCAUCGCCACUGGAUAUUUCAGGCUUCUUGGGUACUGAAGAUGUGACGAAUACCACCAUGCCAUCAUUCAAUGAAUCUGAAAACUUGGGCCAGGAACAAAGCCCAGAAGCAGAUUUAGAUGAUGAGCCAGUACCUCUACAUGAGAUGAGUGCUGAAGAAAGGCAGAAGAUGCAUACAUUUGAAUUUGGAAGCCUAGUUUGUACAGCAGAAGAAAAGAAAGAGCUUUUUCCGGAGUUGAUAGAAAAGACUGAAAGUGUAAUGCCGAAGUCUGCACCUACCUCUUCUGGGAGAGUAAUGAAAAGGAGAAACCAGUCACUGUACACGGAAAGUGAAGACACAGAUAGUUAAACAGCUUGCAUUUUUAUCAUUAAGUGAACUACCUUAUAACAAAGCUCAUUUCAGAGAGCAGCUUCCCCAUUUUUUAUGUUUCCACCUUCUUGGCUGUAACCGACUUCUGCAGAAAGUAAUAUUACCCAUCAGCUUUAAAGUCGGAAUGUCUUGCCUUGUG